This is a messenger RNA of Neolamprologus brichardi, 2182 nucleotides long. The record is from RefSeq and is a predicted model, not a curated record. Lineage: Eukaryota; Metazoa; Chordata; Actinopteri; Cichliformes; Cichlidae.
AUGGCGCAGUGGGGCAAAAGUAAAGCUGAGCCACUAGCAGCUGUGAAUGAAAAUGAAAACGAUGAUGACUUUGAUGCGUGCCUUGUCAACGUCGUGGUGGCCAUUUACAGCUACGAGCCCACUCACGACGGCGACCUCGGCUUCGACAAAGGAGACAAACUCAAGAUCCUCAACAAGGAUGAUCCAGAAUGGUAUCUGGCAGAGUCUCUCACCACAGGCCAGCAGGGCUACAUCCCCUACAACUUUGUCGCAUUGUCCACCGUGGAGACCGAACCGUGGUUCUUCAGGAACAUUUCGAGAAACGAAGCCAUGAGGCUGCUCCUCGCUCCUGGGAAUACGCAGGGUUCCUUCCUGAUUCGAGAGAGCGAGACCGCCAAAGGAUCAUACUCGUUAUCAGUGAGAGAUCUGGACCAUAACACAGGUGAAGGAGUGAAGCACUACAGGAUCCGCAACAUGGACAAUGGUGGCUUCUACAUCACAGCGAAGAUAUCCUUCAACUCGCUGAAGGAGCUCGUCCAGCAUCACUCACGUGAUGCAGACGGGCUGUGCACAAAGCUGGUGAAACCAUGUCAGUCGAGGGCGCCGCAGAAGCCCUGGUGGCAGGACGAGUGGGAGAUUCCUCGUGAGUCCCUGAAACUGGAACGCAGGCUCGGAGCUGGGCAGUUUGGAGAAGUCUGGAUGGGUGUCUACAACAACGACAGGAAAGUGGCAAUCAAGAAUCUGAAAAUGGGCACUAUGUCAGUGGAAGCUUUCUUGGCAGAAGCCAACAUGAUGAAGAACCUGCAGCAUUCUCGCCUCGUCCGCCUCUUUGCGGUGGUUACCCAGGAGCCGAUCUACAUCGUCACCGAGUACAUGGAAAAUGGUAGCCUGGUGGAUUACCUGAAAACAACAGAGGGGAGCAAUUUGCCCAUGAACGUCCUGAUAGAGAUGUCAUCUCAGGUGGCUGACGGCAUGGCAUUUAUUGAGCAGAAAAAUUACAUUCAUCGAGAUCUGCGAGCUGCCAAUAUUCUCGUCUCUCAUGAGCUCAUCUGCAAGGUUGCUGACUUUGGACUCGCACGACUCAUAGAGGACAACGAAUACACAGCGAGAGAAGGUGCAAAGUUCCCCAUCAAAUGGACGGCCCCAGAAGCUAUUAAUUAUGGCACCUUCUCCAUAAAAUCUGAUGUGUGGUCAUUUGGGAUCCUCCUUACAGAAAUAGUGACAUAUGGACGCAUUCCUUACCCUGGUAUGUCCAACCCAGAGGUAAUCCAGAACCUGGAGCGGAGCUACAGAAUGCCACAGCCUGACAACUGCUCCGAUGCUCUUUAUAGCAUCAUGUGUCACUGCUGGAAGGAGAAUCCGGAGGAGAGACCUACGUUCGAGUACCUGAGGAGUGUUCUGGAGGAUUUCUUCACAUCCACAGAGAGGCAAUACCAGGAAUAGCUAGGAAUAGACACAUACAAUAAACAGAUUCAAACUAAGGCCCAGCCUGUGACAGAGGAUGCUGGAUUUAGAUUUUUUUCUUUAGAAGAAUGCAUGCCUUUCUACUGAUAGCAGACAUUUUCCAAGUUUCUGCAUGAAAUAUAUUCUGACGUGACCACUUAGAUAUGAUACUAUUACCUGUGGAACUAUGAAUAUGAACCAGAAACAGCUGGAUCAGAGCCAGCAGCAGAGGGGAGAGUGAUCGCCAAGCUGCUUGAAUUAACUGGGGACUGACUGAUGUAGCUGGAUAAGCAGCUGCUCUCCUGGUGCUUGUUGUUAACGUGUAAAUACUGUUCACUGCUUCAGCUGUGUUUUACCUCUGCUGUUUAAUAAAUGUUUUUGAAAGUGUUUUAAUUUCAGUAAAAAAAAGAGAAGUUGUUCAUGAAUGUUGUUUGUUACCAGAUGACAUGUGCAUUAUUUUAGUUUAUCGUUGCUGAUGUUGCAGUGCGUUACCCUGAAAUCACGAGAGCCGUCAAACUAUUGCUAUUGCUCGAGUACUGUAGGUUUUGGGGUAACUUCUGAGUCUUCCAUUGAUCUUGGGUUCUUUAAACUUGUACUGCAUUUUGUUUUAAAGGCAAAUAAUAUUUUACAAUGCUGUAUUUAUUUUAGGGGCAGCGCUACUUGCUUAUUGUAGGAUUUUAUUUACGUAACACAGACGUUUAUAUUUGAGAAAUGUGCCUCUGAUUAAAUAUGGAGAAAGCAGCUGCAUCAUUAAAAUGCU